AUGGCAGGACCGGAGCAUUUUUAUCACCUCGCUCUUCAACUUGAAACUAGCCCACGUAUAGAAUUGCAACUCUAUGGCAAGGACUUAUUUUUACGAUCAGGCGAGUUGGGAUAUGCACCUGCGCAGUUUAAACUUGGCAUCUGCUACGAGCUCGGCCUGAUGCAUUUUCCUACGGACCCCUCACACUCAUUUGCGUGGUACAAGCGAGCGGCGAUGCAGGGGCAUGCGGAUGCAGAGCUCGCGGUUUCAGGAUGGUAUCUGACAGGACAUCCUCAGGGACUGGUUCAAUCUGAGCCUCUGGCCUACGAAUGGGCCUCGAAGUCAGCACGGAGGGGCUGGUCCAAGGCAGAAUAUACGCUGGGUCAUUAUCAUGAGGUCGGGAUCGGAGUGCCGCAAGAUUUACAAGUUGCCAAGCAGUGGUAUAUCAAGGCGGCCGCUCAGGGCAACGAUCGGGCUCUACUACGGCUGUUGCUGGGAGCGUGCUAUGAGUUUGGGAUACUGGGUUGUCCUCAGGACCCCGUCCAGGCAGUGCAUUGGUAUAGUCAAGGCGCCGAAAAUGGGCAUGUCGAGGCAUUGCUGGCGUUGGCGGGGUUUUAUCUGGAUGGUAGCGCAGGUCAUGCAGUGGAGCAGAGCGACGAGGAAGCGUUCAGGUUCGUCAAGACUGCAGCUCAGAGGGGUGUUCCCAAGGCGGAGUAUAUUACGGGGUUCUUUUUAGAGUACGGAUUGGGCGUGGAGAGAAAUCUGAAGGAGGCGAAGCAGUGGUACCAUCUAGCAUGCGCCAAGGGCGUGGACUCGGCAGAAAGGCGGCUAAAGGAUUUGGAAAGGGCGGUCGCUGUUGCCACGUAG
Messenger RNA from Gamsiella multidivaricata, 846 nucleotides. RefSeq lists its product as uncharacterized. The transcript has 2 exons. Bases 1 to 846 code for a protein of 281 amino acids. Gene Ontology annotation, molecular function: protein binding. The record is from RefSeq and is a predicted model, not a curated record. Lineage: Eukaryota; Fungi; Mortierellomycota; Mortierellomycetes; Mortierellales; Mortierellaceae.